UCAAGAAGUGCCUUAAUCAGUUGACCCCUAAGAAUUGUAACAUCAUGCUCAGUUCCAAGACUUAUGAAAAUGAGGAAAUGUGUCACUUGAAAGAAAAAUGGUUUGGGACAAAGUACUCUGUUGAAGAUAUUCCACAAGAAUGGGAAGAAAGCUGGAACAAUUUGUCAAGUAACCCAGACCUGCAUAUACCAGCUCCAAAUCACUUCAUCCCAGACAACUUUGAUUUGUUACCGGGAGAAGCUGUACCUGAUUAUCCAGAGAAAAUUUGCUUUGAUGAUUAUGGUGAGCUUUGGUUCAAACAGGAUGUGAAAUUCAAGUUGCCAAGGACAUAUUGUAAUAUUUAUAUCCUAACAGAUCUCCUUCUCCAGUCACCAAGAAAUGCAGCUAUGGUAGACCUUUAUUUGAAUCUGUUUCGCCAACAUAUCAUGGAGGAUGCCUAUCCAGCAAGUAUGGCACAAUACAGCUAUUCAGUGUCAGCUACAGAGAGAGGCAUUGUCAUUAAAACCAAUGGUUUUAACCAGAAAUUACAUCAACUGGUUGAUCUUGUGCUUGAUCACUUGGAGAAAUUUGAGGAUUAUCUGGAUGAAAAAACCUUUCAGGAAAUAAGGCAGCAGCAAAUGAAAUCCUACCAUAAUUUUAUUCUUAAACCAGGAAACUUGCGCAAAGAUAUGCGCCUUUCAAUACUGCAAGAUGUUCACUGGACAGCUCAAGAGAAAUUGAAAGAGGUUAGAACAGUGACUAGUAAAGAACUGAUAGAAGAAAUUGCCUCUAAGAUGUUUCCAACAUGCCACUAUAGAGUCCUGGUUCAGGGAAAUACUGAUGUUAAACAGGCAUCUGAGCUUUACAAAAUGGUCAGCGAUAGAAAACAGAGAUCUGGGAUCAUAAAGUCACCUUUUCCUGAGCUUCGCACUUUUAAGUUACCAAAUGGCUGUAAUGUAGCAAGAGCACAUGGAUUCAAUCCAGCUGACACCAACAGUUCUGUCAUAAAUUAUUAUCAGAGUGAUCCUGGUACAGGAGAGACUGAAGUGCUUCAUGAGUUUAUUCAGAUGGUAAUGGAUGAGCCUGCUUUUGAUUUUUUGAGAACUCAAGAACAGCUGGGGUACAGUGUUUACUGUACAAACCGGAAUACCUUUGGUAUUCUUGGUCUGUCAUUAACAGUAAAUACUCAAGCCAACAAAUUCAGUGUGUGUCAUGUUGAUGAAAGAAUAGAAACAUUCUUGACACACUUUAUUACUACUGUGGAGAACAUGAGUGAUGAAGAAAUGUCAACACUGAAGGAAACUUUAAUUAGCAUGAAACAGACUGUUGACAUAACAUUAGGUGAAGAAGUUGCAAGAAACUGGAAUGAAAUUGUUGAUGGAGAGUACGUCUUUGAUAGACGCAAACGUCAGAUUGAACUAAUCAAACUAAUAACAAGAGAGUCAACAGUGGCUCAACUACAAAAGGUGCUGUCAGAUAAAGAUAAUUCAAGCUACAGGAAACUAUCCGUACAGGUUGUUGGUUCUACUAAUCCUGAAAAUGGAGUGCCUCCUUCACUUGACUGUCUCACUGAUUACAGUACUAAUAUGAAGCUGGUUGGACCUGUAGAAGGAGACAAAGAUUUUACAGAUGAACAGUUUGUUAAGGACAUUAAUGAUUUUAAAGUGCAGCUGAAAUUAUAUCCAGUUACAAAAAUAUUGUAGCAUAAAUUUUAAUCACAAGGUGCAUUUUGUUUUUGUUGAAUUUGACACUACUUUCAAAUCACUCGGUAAUCACAAAUCUCAUGUCAUUCAGCUAGUUGAUCAAACAUUGGUUUAAUUUAAGAAAAUAUUCUUAGAAUAUACAUCUGUGAUAUGUGUUUACAUAAUAAAAGGGAAAGUUGCUAAACCCUACUCCCUUGUUUAUUUUAUUGUGAUACAUCACUGAUUUUAGCAUAAUAGGUAUACAGGUUUGCAAAAUUUAAUUGUAGUACAAAUUGUGAAAUAUGAAUUUCUGUUUACAUUAUUUCAAUAACAAGCAAUAGACUUAUCCAGAAAGAAUAUCUUUGUGAUUUAAUUCAAUGAAUAAUUUUAUAUUUGUACUUGUUACUUUGUUAUUGCUUUUAUUAAAAUAGAUAACUACAUUUUUGUCUUUCGUAAAGAUAAUUUUGGGAAUGUUAUUGCUAAAAGCAAUGGAAGGUGCAAUAUGGUGUCAUUAAACAUGUAUUAGUAAAGCAGGUCUUUGUGGCUGACUGAAAAUUUGAAUGAUCUAAAUGUUUCAUUAAAUAAUCUGGCUACAUCA
Macrobrachium nipponense is the source of this 2259-nucleotide messenger RNA. RefSeq names its product nardilysin-like. Bases 45 to 1682 code for a protein of 545 amino acids. The record is from RefSeq and is a predicted model, not a curated record. Gene Ontology annotation, molecular function: metal ion binding. NCBI's taxonomy places the organism in Eukaryota, Metazoa, Arthropoda, Malacostraca, Decapoda, Palaemonidae. The transcript is spliced from 11 exons.